AUGAUUAUGAAAAACAACCCAGCCCCUGUGAUGCAGGACCCCUCUCAAGAAAUAACGUUGUCUACCAAUACAAAUGCCCUGUCCGGGAAUGCCCCGGCGCCUACAUUGGGAGGACCCGCCCUUGAGGACAGGCAGGGCUUCGCCACCGUAAGGAAGAAGAAGAAGAAGAAACAGAAGAAGAUUGAACCUCCAGCAACCAGGUUCGAUCCAAUAGAACGAACCUACCUCCUGUACCACAAACCACCCAACCUUCCUCCCAACCUCCUCGAUCCCGGCACUACAUCCCCACCCCCUCAUCCUCUCCGUAUCGCCCAAACUCCCGCCCCUCUACCAUCCUCCCCCCAUACUCCCCCAACCCCUCAGGUUACCCCCCUAACCCCUGCAUCGCCGAAGACGUCGAUUCCUGCUCGUGCCGAAGCAGCACCGGACCCGACAGAAGACGCAGUUGAAGAAGAAAUGCAGACCGAGACACCGACAGUAGCUCCUGUUUGUUUAAAGAAGCAGGAACACAAACAGAGGAGUUUAUAG
This is a messenger RNA of Macrobrachium nipponense, 528 nucleotides long. RefSeq lists its product as uncharacterized. The transcript is spliced from 3 exons. NCBI's taxonomy places the organism in Eukaryota, Metazoa, Arthropoda, Malacostraca, Decapoda, Palaemonidae. The record is from RefSeq and is a predicted model, not a curated record. The coding region runs from base 1 to 528 and encodes 175 amino acids.